Molecule: messenger RNA, 7846 nt
Organism: Gadus macrocephalus (Pacific cod)
Lineage: Eukaryota; Metazoa; Chordata; Actinopteri; Gadiformes; Gadidae
Gene: erfl3
Product: Ets2 repressor factor like 3
Exons: 5
Coding region: 584-2983 (799 amino acids)
Biological process (GO): cell differentiation; regulation of transcription by RNA polymerase II
Cellular component (GO): nucleus
Molecular function (GO): sequence-specific DNA binding; DNA-binding transcription factor activity, RNA polymerase II-specific
Source: RefSeq, a predicted model, not a curated record
AGACAGCGAGCGAAACACGACACCCAGAGCUCCGACAGAGGCACUGGGGGAGGAGAGAGAGUCGCGUUGUGUGAGUGAGUAGAAGAAUAAAAAAAGUGUGGAGAAAGAGAGAGGUAGCCGUCUCGUUUCGGAAUUUAACAGAGAAGAAAUCAUUUUGGCCGCGAGAUGUCUAAUAACGACGAAGAUGCGGUCGAGGCGGAGUAAACGGCGACAGGACAGUUGAGUGAAAGUAGUUGUAAACAAGCGAAGGGACGAAGGGUUUUGUUGGUUGUUCGGAGGAGUCGGGACGGCUGUACGCUUUUCCGCUACAACUUCUUCGGCGGAUUGAACGCUGUGUCUGGACAGCGAGGUCUCGGCCGUUCAACUCAGUGGAAACAACCUGUCGGUGGGCUGAGGCCAGGGUUAGCGAGGGAAGAGGCACCCGGGCGGCAGAAACUUUAUUUGAGCUUCCUCGACGACUUCUUCUUCUUCUUCAUUUGGAUCCAAAGGCUGAGACCAGACCGACUUUUUGUUCUCCAAGUCUCCGGAGGAAUUCUCCCGACACUCUUCGGAUCCUUGCCUGCAGUCUGACUUGAUCAAAACAAUGAAGACCCCCGGAGACACUGGUUUCGCCUUCCCAGACUGGGCCUACAAGCCCGAGUCGAGCCCCGGGUCCCGGCAGAUCCAGCUGUGGCACUUCAUCCUGGAGCUGCUGAGGAAGGAGGAGUACCACGACGUCAUCGCCUGGCAGGGCGACUACGGGGAGUUUGUCAUCAAGGACCCCGACGAGGUGGCCCGUCUCUGGGGGGCCCGCAAGUGCAAACCGCAGAUGAACUACGACAAGCUGAGCCGUGCACUGAGGUACUACUACAACAAGCGCAUCCUGCACAAGACCAAGGGCAAGCGCUUCACCUACAAGUUCAACUUCAACAAGCUGGUCCUGGUCAACUACCCCUUCAUCGACGUGGGCUCCGGUGGCAGCGCCGUCCCCCAGAGCGCCCCGCCCGUGCCCACCAGCGGCAGCUCCCACUUCCGCUUCCCCUCCACGCCCAGCGAGGUGCUGUCGCCCAAUGAGGAGCUGCGCAGCCCUGGGGGCGUGUUCGGGGCGGUAGCGCGCCGCAUGGGCCGCGGCUCCGUCAGCGACUGCAGCGACGGCACCUCCGUCAACUCGGAGAUCGAGGAGGGCAACGGGGGCGUGGCCGAGGAGCGCGGCGGGGAGAGGGGCCUGAGCGGGGGAGGGGGCGGAGGAGUGGGGUUCAGGGGCCUGAUCCACCCGCGCCUCUCCCACGAGUCCCUCCUCCGCAUGUACGGAGCGGGGAACCCCGCCGGCCACCACGGCUCCCGGGGCCCGCACAGGGGCCACCAGGAGCCCAUCUCCCCCUUCCCCGUGUCGCCGCUGCCGGGGCCCGGGGGCUCCGGCCUGCUGGCCCCGCCCCUCUCCCCGGCGCUCUCCAUGACCCCCUCCUCCCACCUGCCCUACACCCCCUCCCCCACCCUGUCGCCCAUGCUGGGCUCCCACUUCUCCUUCAACCCCGAGGACAUGAAGCGCUACCUGCAGGCCCACACCCAGUCGGUGUACAACUACCACCUGAGCCCCCGCGCCUUCCUGCACUACCCCAACAUCGUCAUCCCCCAGCCCCACCGGCCCAGCGUGGACAAGGCCGCCGAGAGGGAGAGGGAGAGGGAGAGGGGGGGAGGACUGGGCGAGAGGGGCGAGCGAGCAGCCGCAUUGGCCGGAGGCGAGAGGGAGCGAGAGAGGGAGCGAGACAGAGAGCGCCACCCGCAGCACCCGUCUCUGGCGCACGUGGCCCUCCAUCACCACCACCACCACCCCCACCAUCACCCGCCGCACUCGGCCCACCCGCACCCCCACCCGCACUCCCACCCCACGCACCACCCGCUGCACCUGGGGGAGGAGGCGGCGCACAUGUCCCCCUUCAAGUUCAAGCUGCAGCCGCCGCCGCUGGGCCGCAAGCAGCGCGGGGACGGCCAGGGGUCCGGCCGGCAGGGCUCCAUGUCCUCCGCCUCCGGGACCUCCACGUCGGGCAUGGGCUCCUCGCUGUCCUUCGGCAGCGACCUCAGCUCGGCCGGCGGCUCGGGCCUCGUGUCCAACUCCUCGUCCACGCAGUCGCUCAACAGCGCCGGGCUGCCCAAGAUCAAGGUGGAGCCCAUCUCAGACAUCGAGUCAGAGGAGGAGGUGGAGGUGACAGACAUCAGCGAGGAGGACCCCGACGAGGACUAUGAGCUCUUCUCCGCCCGCAAUGUCCGGGGCGGCCCCGCCCACCAGCACCCCCACCGCCUCAACCACACCCACCCCCACCUCGCCAACGGCAGUGCCCUGCACCACCACCACGGCAGCCACAACAACCACCACCCACACCACCCCCACCUCCAGCACAACCACCACCACGGGUACCAGCCCCACCAGCAGCACCACCCCCUCCCCCACCACCCCCUCCCCCACCACCCCCUCCCCCACCACCACCACCACCCCGACGACGACCUGGACGAGGACGUGUUCAAGGCGCCGGCCCCGCCCCCGCCCGGCCUCUCGCCCUUCGCCGUGUCGCCGCACCGCGCGCCCGCCCCCUUCACCCCCAGCGCCAUCGCCCCCGUCACGGCGGCGGCCAUCAAGAGCGAGCCGGCCGAUUCCCCGCCGCCCACCCAGUGCAUCCCGCUGAAGCUGCGCUUCAAGCGGCGCUGGAGCGAGGACCAGCGCAUGGAGACCUCGUCCCAAGAGGAGUCGGACGACAAGAAGGUGCGCGCCGAGCAGGAGAGGCAGCGGAACGGCGCCCGGUUGGAUACCAAGGAGGAGGAGGACAGCGGCCGGAGGCGGAGGGAAGGAGGAGGAGGAGGAGGAGGGGGGGAGGACGCAGACAGCCCGCCCCCCCUGGUGUACGAGCGGUCUCUGGCCCCGCCCCCGCUGCUGGCGUCCCACCGGAGGGUGAGCGCCGAACUGCACCGUGCCACGGCCCAGCUCUCCCUGGAGAACAAGACCUGCUGAUGGGACACACACACACACACACACACACACACACACACACACACACACACACACACACACACACACACACACACAGCCCCAACACUAAUGUCCCGGGACCACUGCUGAACCCCUGAGACUCCUUCACACACACGCACACUCCUCACACACCGACCGGCUAAGCAGGGCUCUCCUCCCCUCCUGGACUAGUAACCCUCCCCCCUGCCCACCCCCCCCCCCACCCCCCCCCCUCCUCCGGCCAGUGCAUCUACAAACAAAAAAACAAAUGUCUAAGUCCCGCCCACUCCAGCACCUCUCCUGCCUUGCAGACCCCGUCAUUGGUGGGGCUCACCUAUCAGUCUCUCCUCAUGGGACCUGCUGCUCAGUCUCUGUAGAGACGACAGGGUUUUGAUCAAAGUGCCUGUAUCUAAAACACAUGAUGAUGAAGUGAUGACCAAGAGUGGAGUUACGUGGGAGGGGUGAUUGUCUGUCACCACGUAAGCCUCCUUGGACAAACGGAGGGGGGGGGGGCGGGGGCUGUUUUGCUUAGAACAACUGACAAGACCCACUCCACUCAGGGAAGCCAAUCGCAGCUCACUUACUGGAUGGACACGCCCCCACAGCGCCCAACCAGUGGCCAGGGAAUGGAACUUGAGACCGUACCGUUAAGAGAAGAAAAAAUAUUAUUCUGCUCUUGGACCCCCUCCCCACGCACAUACACACAGAAACACACACACACACUUUUCUAAUACUCACACUCUCCAGCGAAAUGCUUUCAUUGAGUUUUUUAGACCUACUGUCUGUUACACUCCUAUCCACCCCCCUGCUUCUGCUUGUCCUGGACCAGCCCUGGACACACUUGGACUCGGACAGAUACCCCCCACCCCCACCCCUCUCUCUGAGAGAUGCAUGGAACGGGCCAGAGAUACGGAGACCACGCAAGGCAGGAGGAAAGGGAGUUUGUUGCGUAGAGUGCUUCUGUUGGGACCACCAGGUAGGGGCAAGUGGAAGAGGGAGGAGGAAGGCUCUCUCUUGGGGGAGGGAGGGAGGGUGGUUUGAGUGUCCGCCAAUGACUACUAGUGUAGUAGCCUAACAUAGCUUGCAUGCUUACCAUGUGUUUCACUGUGAGUUCCCCAGGGGCAAGGGAAGCUCAGUGCGCCUGCUUUCUGCGGUUUUAACAAUCAUGCUCAUGAUGUUAACUAAACCAGCAAACCUAUGCGCACCAACACACUAACACACGAGACACACUCACACACCUACAACACUGCCUUUAGCUUAUUUACUUUGGUUACCUCUCGCUCUCCUCCCUCCUCUCUCUAUCGGCUCUCUUCUCUCUCUCCUGCUCUCUCUCGGAGACCCUCUGUUUGGUCCUGAGACCGGAGAUAGAAAGAGAGUGGAGGGAGAGACCUGAGACCACCUGCCUGUAAAGCAGAGGUUUCCAAGCUGCGGGUCGACAGCCACUGCUGGCUCGUGGGAUGAUGCAUUUUCUCAAUGUCCUCUCCAAAUGUCUUAUCAGUUAUCCAUCCAUCGGUACGUAGGCCUAGCCUGGCACCGCCCACCUACCUACUUCCGCUCAAUUUUCAUUUCACUUCAGUACUAGGUCUGGGUCUGCUUCAUAUGCAUGGGUUCCUUGGAAGCCAGAUUUUUGGCGGUCCAAUCAGCGAACAGAGGGAGUGGCUGAGAACGAUGACGUUGAGGUCGCGCGCCAGUUUCAGUUGUAGUCAGAGGAAGACCAGGAAGACAAUGGAGAAGGAUACGAGAGAAGCUAUUCGGUCUGUUGUGGGAUCGCUGCCGAAUAUCAAUCAAUUAAAGCCGGAGCAAGAACUAGCUUUGCUGAGUUUUUGUUGGUGGCCAUGAUGUUGUUGGUGGCCACGAUGGUUCGGGAAAAGUUUGAUUUUCCAGCUGGCUCCGUUAGUGGUGAAGGAGCCGGUCCCGUCGCAUGACAUACGUCACGACCAAACGCUAUGCGAUUGGUUAUGGCAGAUCCAGAGUGGCACUGGGCAGAUCCAAUCAUUUUAAAACUUCCAACAGACACCCGCCUCCAAGUGAGUGAACGUUUGUCAAUUGAGCAGUUCCAGACCUUCUGUGCAAAAAUGAAAUGAAGUACGAUGGUCUGGUAGGACCAGGCUAACGUAGGCCAUCAGAGAGAAUCAAAUACACCCCAGGACCCUCUCGGACACACACAAACACACAUGCACACACACAUUGCCUCUCAAUGCCUUGUUUUUAUAGCAUGUACAAAGUCCAAACUGAGCUCUAACACACAUACGUACAAACUAUAUCUUUAUAUAUUCUAUAUGAAAUUAUUAUGAAACUGAGAUUUUAAAGAACCAUAGCAUUUUAAUGAUAUGACUGAUUCAGGAUUCUUUUUGUAAGUGGGGUUGUUUUGAUUGGCCAUAAGCGAUGUGUAUAUAAUUCUUCUUGGGUAACCAGGUGACCAAGGACAGUGGGGGGGGGGGGGGGGGGGGGGGGGGGGGUUGUUAUCAUAACAGGGAAGGGUGCGGGUGGAUCGUGGUUUCCUCCUACUUUUAUUUAAAUAGGAAAUAAGCCAGAAAAAAAGCACAGUUUAGUCAAAGACAAGAAUAAGACCAGUAACAGGGGAAACAAUUGAGAAAGCACACGGGAGGUUUUUGUGCGAUGAUAAUCAUUCAAACGUGUGUUGUUCACGAUGUGACCACGCACAUCCAUUCAGGGGCCAGCCCCCCCGCUAGCCUCCAGCCCAUGUGUACGGAUCAGCGUCAGCCCAGGGUAUCUCAUGCUAUUUGUGAAGUGGAAACCCUGUCCUUUAUCUUAGGCCAGUUAUCCUAAGGCCCAGGUACACCAGCCCGCCCCGGUCUAGGCUGCGAGCCAGCCAAGAAGGGGGCGAUAAGGGGUUAAUCAUUACUGUACGAUAACCUGGAAAAGCUGCAAGAACCACAUGUGAGGCCUGACCUGAAACGCUCUUCCCUCAAGCUAUGCACGCUCACACACCCACAUGCGUAUGCACACACACACACUCGCACAUGCGCACGCUCACACGUAUACACACAUUUGUUGCCAUAUAGUCUAAUACACAAAUUAGACACACACAUUCCACACAUGCUGAUUGUUACUCUACCCCUACAUGCACACACAUCAGCAUGUACACACCCACACAUAUGACUACAGACAUGCACACACACACCACACAGUCAUGGAAACGGUCAAAUUCACAAAUUCAGCAUACGAAUUAUACGUGUACUCAUCGUGACUUCACCCCUAAACACGCACAUGCACACGCGCGCAGACACACAUUCAGAGUCCAACAGACACAAAUACAACACACACAUUCCGCACAUGCUCAAUGUGGCUACACACUCAAACUCACGCACACACACACAUCCACAGUCAUAUAGAUACACCUCUCAAAUCCACACAUUCCACACAUGCCCGUUGUGACACCACCCCUGGAGUAUCCAUGUCCCAGAGAAGUGUAUGUCACUGGGGACCUGUAGAUCCUGGGUGGAGGGGGUACUGGGUCCACUGAUCAACAGCAGCGAGCGGUUGUGUGGGAGGGGGCAGGGGAGACCUCCAGGCUCCAUGAUAUGUGGCGUCGCUGAUCGAAUUCCCCUCAUCACUCACAUCCAAGUAGUCCGGGGCGGGUUGGAGCAUGUCAGAGCAUGCACACCCAGACACAUUAACACACACACACACACACACACACACACACACACGCGUACACGACCUCACUCCCUCACCACUAACAAUCCCCAUGUUUGUAACUCUACUGACAGCUGCCUUAUUACAAGUCUUUAUAUCUAAGCAACAGAUCAGGCAGCCCUCUUGCCUGCUCUGCAUUCUUUCAAUAUCUCUCCCUCUCUUUCUCUCUCUCACACUCUCUCCGGCUCUGUAUUUUUCUGUUCGGAAUCUCCUCUCCCCCUCUCUCUCUCUGUCUGUCUCUCGCUCGCCCUUUCUUGCUAUUGGUUUGUCUAUCUCGUUGCAGACUGUGGUGUGAUCUGACGGCACAAGACACGAGUACGACGAGACCCGUUUGAAUGGGCAUUUCUCUCUCUGUCUCUCUCUCUCCAGCUCUCUCUCUGUGGGCCUGCUCCUGGCCUUCUGCAGUUUAAAAUCACCCGUGGGCAAAGUGGCGCAAAACAUGGCAUUUCUCGCUAACAAGUCAUUUUUAAACAAACAAAAGAAGAAAAUUAUCUCCCGUAUUAUUUCUCGGAUGUCAAUAUUGCUGUUGAUUAUUGUUGUUAUUAUUAUUAUUGUUGUUGUUCUGGAUUAUUUACCUCCUCCCGCUGCAUUGUUAUUCCUUGGCCCGGUAAGCUGUUUAUGUUGUGUGCAUCACGAUGGACGAUGUGGACCCAUCCCCGCCUUCCCGCCCCAGCUUUUUGACCCCCGCCAGCCUCCUUCCCUCUGUCUUUGUAGUAAAUUCUCCAAGUGUAAGAUAAGUGAAACAUGUGUAAAAAAUGAACAUAAACCUGAUAUUGUGAGACGUGAUGGGGGGAGUUUGAGCGCGGAGGACGCAGCAUAUCGCUGAGGGGCAGAGGGGAAUAGGUUUAUCUUUUUUUCGUCAUCGUAUUGUAAUUAUUUUUUAUUUUAUAAUAUUCUCUCUUGCUCACUCUUGUACAUUAGUUUUUUUUUAAUUUAGCGAGGAGUUUUAUUGUUUUAAAAGAAGAGAAGGAUGUUUAUUGUUUUCCGUUUUAAGGUCUGUCGUUCCCUCUCUCUGUCAUCCCUCUCUCCUCUCUCGUCACCCCAAUGCAGUUACGUAACAGGGAUGGACAGACAGGAGCUAAUACCAUGAUGUAACAUUGAAUUUCUCUUCUUUCGUUCUUUCGUGUUCAUUAUUUUGUUUUGUUGUUUUUUCAAAACUUGUAAUUAAGAUGUAAUCAGGGUUAAUUAAAACUGGUUAAAACCCAA